Syzygium oleosum is the source of this 2358-nucleotide messenger RNA. Its product is annotated as L-type lectin-domain containing receptor kinase IX.1-like. Gene Ontology annotation, molecular function: ATP binding; protein kinase activity; carbohydrate binding. Lineage: Eukaryota; Viridiplantae; Streptophyta; Magnoliopsida; Myrtales; Myrtaceae. Gene Ontology annotation, biological process: protein phosphorylation. Gene Ontology annotation, cellular component: plasma membrane. The coding region runs from base 1 to 2067 and encodes 688 amino acids. The transcript has a single exon. The record is from RefSeq and is a predicted model, not a curated record.
AUGACAACUAAAGAUAAUGGAGACAUCAAGCUAUUUGAUCGGAGCCACAUUUUCAUCUAUAGCAUCGUCCAUUGCACAAUCUCAGGUGUCUCUCUGGUCACUCUAUGUAAAAUAAUGUCUCCAUCAAUUUCAACUACUCUGUCCCUUCUCUUCUCUUUCCUUCUUGUGCACUCUGCGAUUUGCCUUGAAUUCAACAUCUCUCGCUUCGAUCCUGCCGUGAAUGAUAUAUUGUACGAGGGAGAUGCAAAGCCUACGGUCGGAGCCAUCGACAUGACGAGUCAACUCUAUUUCUGCCAUGUGGGCCGAGCCACAUACAACGAGAAGGUCCGGUUAUGGGACUUUGGUUCGGGGAAGCUCUCCGACUUCACUACCCACUUCCAGUUCACCAUCGACACAAACGGUCAGCAUCAUGGCCAAUACGCUGCGGGGCUCGCGUUUUUCAUGGCUCCGGUGGGAUUUCAGAUCCCCGUCAAUUCGAUAGGCGGAUUCCUAGGCCUGUUCAACACCACGAACAGUGACUCGUCUCGGAAUCAAAUCAUACACGUCGAGUUUGACACUUUUGCGAAUCCGGAAUGGGACCCCAGUUAUGAGCAUGUCGGAAUCAACAAGAACUCAAUUGCUUCAGCCGUUACCUCUCCUUGGAACGUCACCUAUCAUAGUGGAGAUACUAUCGACACAUGGAUCGAUUAUAAUGCUUCCACGAUGAAUUUAAGUGUGUCGUGGAGCUUCCAGACCACGCCAAACCCCCAAGAGAACACAAGCCUCUGGUAUCAAGUCGAUCUGAGGACAGUUCUUCCAGAAUGGGUCGUGAUAGGAUUUUCGGCUGCCACCGGCUAUUACAUGGAACGACAUACCCUUGGUUCGUGGGAUUUCAAAUCGAAUUUAGCAUUGGAGGGACCGAGUAAUGGGAAUCCAAAAAGGGUUGGUCUGAUACUUGGCUUGACAAUUCCGCUGAGCGUUAUGGUGGCAUCUGGUGCAGCUGUAGCAUUAGGAAUCAUAUGGAGGAGGAGGAAGCGAAAGAGCACGGAGAUGUUACCAGAGACGGCGAUGCUCACAUCAAUCAACGAGGACUUCGAGAGACGCGCCGGACCGAGGAGGUUUUCCUACCAAGACCUUGCUUCCGCAACCAACAACUUCUCAGAUGACAGAAAGCUUGGUGAAGGAGGAUUCGGGGCCGUGUACAAGGGAUAUUUACUCAACCUAGACAUGACGAUUGCGGUAAAGAGAAUAUCGAGAGGCUCCAAGCAAGGGAAAAAAGAGUUUGUCACUGAGGUGAAGGUCAUUAGUAGUUUACGGCACCGGAACCUCGUGCGGCUCAUAGGUUGGUGCCACGAUGGGCACGAGUUCUUGCUCGUUUAUGAGUAUAUGCCGAACGGGAGCCUCGACUCGCAUCUCUUUGGAAAGAAGGGUCCUCUCAAUUGGUCAAUUAGGUACAAAAUCUCGAUCGGCAUAGCCUCAGCGAUCUUCUAUUUGCAUGAAGAGUGGGAGCAGUGCGUGGUACACAGGGAUAUCAAAUCUAGCAAUGUCAUGCUAGACUCUAAUUUCAAUGUGAAAUUGGGCGACUUUGGUUUGGCUAGGCUGAUGGACCACGAACUCGGGCCACAGAUUACUGGUUUGGCAGGUACUCUUGGGUACCUUGCACCCGAGUGCCUAAGGACUGGCCGAGCAAGCAAAGAAUCGGAUGUCUAUAGCUUUGGAGUCGUCGUCCUAGAAAUCGCCACGGGAAGGAAAGCUAGGGAUCCAAAAAAUCAGAAGUCGGAGAUGAGUUUGGUAGAGUGGGUUUGGGAUCUUUUUAGGGAGGGGAAGCUUCUAGAGGCUGUCGAUGAACGGAUGGGCUCAGAUUUCGAAGAGAAGCAAGUCGAGCACUUGAUGAUGGUGGGGUUGUGGUGUGCUCAUCCAGAUUGGAAUCUGAGGCCGUCGAUGAGGCAAGCGAUUCAAGUUCUGAAAUUCGAGGCUGAUGUCCCAAAUCUCCCGAUGAAAAUGCCCGAACCCAUCUAUCGUGUUCCUACGCCAUUGGUUAGUUCCGGCGAACCGUUAUUAACCUCUAUCGUCGAAGAGGGUCGUUGACUGGGCUUUUUCAUAUCUUCACCACCCUACCAUGUGUAUAUCGGAUUUUAUUAGCCAUCGUUCUUAAUACACACUACAUAAGUUACCAUGUUGCGGUAGUGGCUAUAGUACAAGCAAAGAAUUCCUGUGGCAUGUACCUCUCCCCUGACUGAAAUAUCUGAGGAAUGUAGGAAUAUGUCUAAUUUCUGUUGAGGACUAAAGUAAUUUCAGUUUUUCUUUCUUGUCCCCAAAUUUCCAAAAAUCUUCCUAUAUUCAUCUACAUCUAAUAAAGUGUGCAAGUAGCCUUUUUUU